This is a messenger RNA of Schizophyllum commune H4-8, 1236 nucleotides long. RefSeq lists its product as uncharacterized. The transcript has 8 exons. The record is from RefSeq and is a predicted model, not a curated record. Lineage: Eukaryota; Fungi; Basidiomycota; Agaricomycetes; Agaricales; Schizophyllaceae. Bases 1 to 1236 code for a protein of 411 amino acids.
AUGUCGUCACAAAACGACGUUCCUCUACGAACGGCGCACCAACAUGCAGCCAAUGCGGACGAGUUGUUUGCUCAAGGGUUGAUAGUAGCAGCGAUGCAGGAGCACAGCAAAGCUGCUGAAUCGUAUGCCGCUGCUGCAGCGCGAAGCAAUGACGAAGCUGCCAAGCGCACCUUGAACCUCCUCUACAACGAGCAAAGGAAGACGGAGAAGGACCUUCAGCGAAAGAUCGACAAACUGAAGCAAGACGGGAAGGACCCCACGUUACCCCAGAAGCCCGAACCUCGUCCUCCCCCAUCAUCCUACAUGGGCCCACGGUCCAACCCUUCCCCUCCCUCGUCCUCCCGCCCCAUGUCUGAUUCGCAAAACACCGUCGACGAGAGCUUCAUGGUCCUUGCUGGCCAGCGGUCGGAUCCUGGUGACGCGUUCAACCAGUUCUGGAACAUCAUGCAGGGCAUGCUGGACAACCUAUCCCAGCCCGUCGCGUUCGCCACGGCCCCCCUAGAGUCACCGGACGCGCGUUCGGCGCAUCGCAAGCUGCAGCGUGACGGCAGCCUGUCGAGCGAUACCGAUGGCGAAGAGAACAUGAUGUCGCGCCUAACCAAGCGCUUGGGUAUGAGCCGUCCUAGUACACUAGCGCAUGAGCUGCAGCGUCCUCCCGCGAAUGCUUACUCUGGCGAUACGGAAAAUGACUGGUCAAGCUCGGACGAUGGUGAGUUACUCAUCGUGGCCGCAGACUCGCUCUCUGGAUCUUUCCUCUUUAUACCCUCCGAAAACGAGCCCACGCCGCUCGAGAAGGAAAAUGCGGCCCUCAAGUCUGCGCUUGAAAGUAUGAAGCAACAGGUCGAGACGUUCAAGCAGCAGCUCGAGGCACGAAAACAGCACGAGAUUCAGUUGCGAGACAGCGUCUAUCUGGCUACGAGAGAGGUACGUCCAUUAUGUGGCGCCUCUCUACUGGACCCUGUUCCUCCAGGGCGUGAGAUACCGCCGGGUAUGCUCACAGGAAGGGAGGCUCAAUACGCCAAACGCGUCAAGGAAUUGGAGGACGAGCUCAAGGCGGCGAAAGCUGAGAACGAGAAGCAGAAAGCUUCGUUGAUCAAGUACAAGGAGAAAUGGGACAAGCUGAAAGAGUCGGCACGGCGGAAGAAGGAAGCCAAGGCUGCAGCGGGCGCGGUGAAGCAGCCCAUCGCGGAAGAUCCCGAGGGCGAGGAGCGGGCCGAGAAGGAGGAGGGUGCAUGA